GCGCUGGAAACCGACCAUCUGUUUCGUUUAGUUGUCUGUGGAAUAUGCACUGUAUUUUGAGAACUUUCUUACUGUCUCUGUUGCCGUAGUGGAUCCAAUCCAGAGAGAUGUACUCUGUACCUCGCUGAGGCUUUUUACUACACUCAGCUGAAUUAAGACUAAGAGGAAAUCUUUACCGAUAUGGAAGAGGUCUUGGGAACCAUUAUUAAGGAGGCGAGUGCCAACAAGCAUAAGGCUAUCAGGGAGACUUGCUCACAAGCCAUCGAUACAUUACAGUGCAAAGAAUCGCCAACCUCUCUAGGUCCAAGUGAUCUAAGAGAGAUCUGCCUCUUGCCGUUACGGCUAGUCUUGGAAUCAAAGAACAACAAGCUUGCUGCUCAUGCUGUUUCUGGCCUUCAGAAGCUGAUUUCCGAUCCUCGCUUCAAGUCAGAUCCAUCCCAAGAUGAUGAGGAGCACAGACUACCCCUUCAGGUGCUUCAAUGUGUCGCCUCAUCCCCACAGCUUGCUGAAGAUAUCCAGGUAGAAAUCCUAAAGAUUCUCCUGACAGUGACUUGCUCCGCCUCCUGCUCAGUUAGUGCCCUGUCAGUCAUCAAGGUGUCAGAGUUUUGUUUAACGUCACACAACUUGAGUAAGCAUGACGUGCACAGAGCGUGUCAGAUCACGCUGCUACAGAUCCUCAGUAUACUUGCGCAGAAUGCCACGCAACUCAUGAAGCAGCUGUGCAUGGAGUGUUUCCAACAGAGUCCUCAUGCAGGCGUUCGUGCCAUCUCGACCCUGGCCGUAAAACAGACCCUUGGAUCGUUCAGCGUCACUAACAGAAUGCCUCAGGAUAUCGCACAAAAUGAUCAAGAACCAACGCAGGAUGCAGUGACAACGAGUGCAGUCAACAACAAUCUGCAUGUUCCUGGUUCGACGCUAGAUCCACAUGAGGCUUUUGUGCAAGUCCUGCAGUACUUCUGCUCCAAGCUCAAUGACUCACAAAGAGCUUCACAAGGUCACCAUGGCAACCAUGGUCAGCCUCUUCUUACUCUUCAGCUGGAGGCGGUCUUAGCGAUGUUGAGUAACGCUGGCCCUGAGCUGAGGGAGAGUCCCAUACUUGUCAAGGCCAUCUGGCAACAGCUUUGUCCGAGCCUCAUUGCCAUUCUCGGCAUCCCACGAGACGAGAAGUCCAUCGUCUCUUCCCACCACCCAGCCACGCCCGCCGCCUCACCAAAUCACGAGACCAGCCACGCCCGUCACUCGGGCCUCCAAGAUCAAGGGCGUGGCUCUGGGGGUUCUGCGACCGCACCAGCCACGGGUAACUCGUCUGCGAGGAUCGUGUACAGCAUCGCCACGGAGUUGGUGCGUCUUGUAGGAGGUCUGGAGUCUAUGAGGCCUGUUCUUGGAUCUCUGUUCCAUAGGAUGCUACUCUAUCCUCCUCCAGUGCACAGAAAUGAGGCUCUGAAAGUCUUAAAAGAGAUGCUUUCAACGCCUGAGCGUAUAUUGGAUCUGGCUGGUCCUCCUCUAACUGAUCAAGACCCUGAGAAGACUACCAUAGGGAAGGCAGGGAACAAGACAAGAAGCACUGAUAUGGACCUGUUAAAAUUAUUGAUGGAUGGUAUAGCCGGUGCCACGCAAUCCCGUGAUAGUGCCGUGUGCCUGUCCAGCGUCGCCUGUGUGGGGGCGCUCUUGUCCUCGCUGGAUGAGAUAAGUCAGGGCAAGGGUCUGAAUGAGAAGCAGGUGGAACUGAUUCUGAGCCGGGCGCAAGAACAACAGAAAGAAAAUGAUAAUCUGGAUGUUUUACAGGCCCAGAAGUAUGAUAGAGAUGAUGAUUUGCCAAAGCCCGAACUCGUCAUUUUGGGAGUCAAGGAUAAAUCAACAUCAGAUGGAGAAGAAGCCUCUGUUUGCCCUGACAUUGAAGGAGAAGCCAAGGAAGUUCAAAUAGAAAGGAGCGACGAGGAAACAGGAGAGGUUGACAAAGAUGAGAAGACAGAGGAAGCAACUGCGGAAGACGGAGAAGAUGCAGAGUUUGAAGUAGAAAAUGGAGAAGUGACAGCUGAGGAAUUAAGAGGAGGUGAGCCUGAAGAAGAGGAGAUUGAUAUUGCAGAUCUGGGCUGCCGUGUUACAGAGAAAAGUGAGGAGAAGGAGGUGGAGGGUCAGAUGAGCAAAGAUGGGUCGCUAGGAGAUGAUAAAAAAGAGGAGGCAAGUGAGGAUGUAGAUGAGGCAGAACUCUCAAAAGAUGUGGAGCAAGAAUCAACCGAGGGGGCGACACCUGAGGAUGCUGCGGAAUCCACUCCACCUGAAACCAAGAAAUUCGCAAAGAUCGUCCAAGAUGUGGACUCUAAGAUGGCUGACCUAGCAACGGGCGACACCCAUGUGAUGCCGUAUCACCUGGACCAGGAGGAUGAUGCCGACGAUCAGUCCUCCGCAUCAGCUCCCUCCUCCACCUCGUCAUCCUCGACGCCGCUUAUGUCACCGGAGAAGAUUUCGGCGGAGCGACUUCUCGCCGAGCAGCAGGAGCAGAAACGGGAGGAGAUUGAGCGUCUUUCCCGACAGAAUCUCGAGAAGGAAAAGCAGGGAGCGAGGGAUUUCACUGAGGCAUUGGUGGCGCUGUUGCCUGCGAUUAUACCAAUGACGGACACUGUUGAUGUCGAUGAGGCACUCCAGAAAUUCGCAUCACACUUUGUUGCAGGACACUCUUUCCGAAAACAUGGCAUGGACGAUGGUCCACUGGGUCUGAACAUGGCACCGGUCAUCAAUGCAGAUGGUAUUUAUGUAGCCGUCUACUUUGGUCUUCUGCUCAAUCUCAAGUUGAUUCGCAGCGGACACUAUGAGAGCCCUGGUCAGCUUCCACUGACCAAAAAUCAGUUCAUUGAGAGUGUUCAUAACAGCGGAGUGCUGGUUUACCUGUCAUCAGCCUGGCUAGGGGAGCUGUAUCAGAUUCUAAUCUCAAGGGAUCUACUAGGGGAGGCUGGGUACAAGACCAGGUCCUUCCACUGUAAUAAGGCCCUCAUAUCUCUGCUUACUGAUAUUGAUGGGUUGCACAGUCAAGAGCUGGGUGGUCAGAUGCUUCAUGAUGCAGCGUUGCAUAACCAGAAACUACUCAACAUUAUCACAAAGAGUACAACAAAAGCCAGUGAAGCAGGGAUGGCAUUCACCCAGGAUAUUCUGCUGACCCUCUGGAAGCAGCUCUUGGCAGUCCUCGCCGUCCCACUCUCCAUGCGUAACCUGUCCGGUAUUGGCAGCAUUGCGCUCAUGUUGGGCACCGAGGGCGCUAAAGAACAGAAUAUACGAGAUAGAGACGCAAUCUGCCUCAGUCUUGAGGCGUUGCGGAAAGCAGCUGCACUCAGUUGCACUCUCGGUCUACAGGCUCGCUGUGCAGACCUCUUCUCUCAGAUUGCCAAUACCUCCUGCAUGAGCGAAGACCCCGCCCUCCGCCCUCAGCAGACCUCAGGGGCAGGAGGCGAUACGUCGUCCGUCGGUGGGAAGAUGUCCCUGCGAGGGCGCUCUUCAAAAAGUCAGGGAAUACGACUUCAUGCAGCACAUGUACUGAGUCUGGAUGCAAUAUUGUCCAUGGGGCUGGAGAUGGGGAGCCACGCUGGAGAAUGUUGGCAGCAUAUAUUCAAGUGCUGUGCCUAUGUCUCCCAGCUCGAACACUGUCACUUCAGCAGCAACAACCAGCCAUCGAUAGCCCUGCCCAAGGUUACCGACGCCCCUCCGAACACUCCAAAUGGGGACGACUUAGAGCUCAUGAUGCCCUCCUAUGUCCCCAUCCCGUCAGCCGUGCCUGUUGCCCCGACCUUUGACGUGUCAGAAGUCAUCAACAGUGAGAUUGGAAAAGAUACUGGGUUUGAGGUCGGGUCGGCGAGGGGAGGAAUGCUGAGUGCAACGACAGCAGCAAAGGUUGUAUGUGGGCUGUCUUCAGAGGUGGACAGGUAUUUUGAUGAAGCGGCAAAUAACUUGAAUCUGAGUUCCCUGAUUGCCUUUCUUCGGGAGCUGAGAGCUUCGUCCAGACAUCAGCUCUACCAGAACACAACAAAACAGGGUCAGAGUACCAUAGCACCAACCUCCCCCAGGAAGUCUCUUAAUACCUCUGGGCAGGCCAGCACCUCUCUUCUUCUAUUCCGCAUGGGUGAUGUCAUUCUCAAGUGUGCUCGUCAUCCUAGCCGUCCACUGCUGCACCUCAUGCAGGCCUGGAGUGUAGUGGCACCACACUUUAUUGAGGCUGCCUGCCACAGGGACCGUCAUGUCUCCAAGCAGGCCAUUAUAUCCAUCCAUGAUGUCUUGACGGAGCUCCUGUCAGUCAAGAUGGAGCAUCCUUACUUCAACUUCCAUGAGGCCCUCCUCAAGCCUUUUGAGAGCCUUCUGUGUCUUGAGCUGUGUGAUGAGGACGUUCAAGACCAGGUUGUGUCUUCCAUAUGCGAGACUGUAGAAGCCUCCUUCGCCAACAUCAAGUCCGGCUGGCGGCCACUGUUUGGGGCCCUCCGUGCCGUGCGAGUCUACAAGCACCAGUUGACCGAUAACAUGGACGAGGAGACCACAGAUCGUACCGAGCACCCUCUAGCCCCGUUGUUCAAUGUGUUUGAAGCCUUUUUGAAUACAGACAACGUUGCAGUGUUCGCCAACGCCGCUGUUGACUGCAUACUGUGCCUUUUGAAAUUUCUCAGGGGUUCUGGAUGUACCAAUACAUCAGAUAACUUGUCACCAAGUUCCUCUGACCCUCCCUCGCCUGAAAGUCAUGCAAAGACCCUCGACCUGUGCUUCCCAGCUCUCAACUACCUUCAUCGCUGCCACAAGAUCCUCGCCUCCAUCUACACUAUGCCAGCUUGCCCGAUCUUCCGUGGGGCGCAGUCCAUCAAGUUAGGGGCGCAGGAAGUUGUCCCUGAUGAUCCCUUGACCCCGACGUUCCAAUCGGGAGGACAGGCGUUUCGCCGGGCUAGCAGUAAGGAUGAGGAUCUCUUUGAGCCGGUGAUGGCAGAGCAGGUGGAUGAUGCAACAGGGAUCAGUAGGGUCUGGUUCCUUCUGCUGGAGGGUCUGGCAGGAGCCGUGUCGACAUGUCCACGGCAGCACCAACCUCAGACACUAGAGCUGCUUUUUGAGCUGCUGCGAUCAGUUCUGUCUGUUCCAGGUCCGCAAUUUGCUGUAUUUGCCGUCUCGGAGCUCCUUCUACCAAUGUUACACUCCUGGGUUCAGCGUAGUCGACAGUUUGCCUCCGUCUGGGAAGCUACUGCAGCCAACUUCAAGCAUGCGUGCGGUCUGUCCACAGACCUUGUGGUGGAAUACGUUGUGCACUUUGUGAAAAUGGACAUGCCCAUGACAGGACUGUACUCCAUGCUACGCCAGAUGCUGGAUGUGCUGAUCGAGUGUGUUGGGCAACCUAAUGAGUCCGUGUCCAGACUAGGCUGCUCCUGUAUCAGACACUUACUACUGAGUGCAGGUCCUUCAUUCACCCACGACAUGUGGACGGUGGCAUGCUUAGCGAUGCAGCGUGCCAUAGCCAUGAGUCUACGCAACCUGAAGCUCCUGAUGUCGUGUUUCCAGCCGUGGUCCGAUGACUUCAUGGGUGAUAUCUGCCAGGUGAAGGUUGCUGCCAGGAGGGACGUGAGUGAGCUGGAGUACUUAAGGCUGCAGCAGUUGGCUCAACAGGUAUUUCUGUUGGAGUCUCAACGCACUGGAACUGUUGAUGUUGACAAUGAUUCCAACCGGUCCUUCAUUUUUAUCAUCUAUCCGCCCGACAUAGACCUGAAUACAAGCAUAGACCAGAUCAAGAGCAGGGUGUCCUUCAGAGGUGUUGUCCUGGGUCUGCUUGCCCAUCAGCUCCUCAUCCAGACCCUAGGGACAAUCUUCCUCUACGGAGCCGAGAACCAAACCAGCAGGGAGCAAAAUAUGAUUGCUACACCAAGCAGUGUUCCACAGCAUGGUACAACGCUCGGUCAGGAACCAGACCCGGACCUCACGGACAACUCUCUGCCUGGCCUUCUAGCGUACCUCUCACCAAAGAAUCUGGGGCUUCUGUUGGAGUGUUUCGUCCAGUCGUACCAGACAGCUUGCGACUUCAACAGCCGUCCUGGGCUUAAGUUUCUUCUACAGAAAGUGGCUAAGUUUGAGGUGGCCGUCAACUUGUACUGGCAGGCUGGGGUAAGUUUCACGUUUUACCUGCACACUUUGCUGGAGCUUUGCCACCAUGCCAGUGGGGAGAAACUAACACUUGAUCACAUCAAGACUCUAGUGAGACAGCGUGUCGGGGAAGAUUGUCGGCCGUAUUCUCCCAAACCGGUCAAUAAGAGGGUGAGCUUUGAGAACCCUCUAUCUGAGUAUGAGCACGUCGGGGAUGGCGUCAAGAGAGAGCGGUCCGAUACUGACAAUAGCAUCUCUAGCAGGGGCAGUGAGGGAAGCCUUCAGCUACUGUGCGACUUAACAUUCUACCCUUCUAUUCAAAACCCCAAUCCUGACUGGAUUGUUCGCCGCCUUCAUGGCAUCUGUAAUGACAUCUGUGCCUCCUACAUUCAAAUGUACCUUGAUCAGCAAGGAAACAUGGUGGACAUAUCGCGGAUCAAUGAGCAGCCACUGUUCUUCCUUGUCGCUCCAAAAUCUCCUGAGGUACCCUCUAAGCCGAGCGAGUUCUUCGGCUUCGAUGAAGGCGACGAUGAGGAGGAAAGUGAAAAUGAGGAUAAGGACAGCGAGAAUGAAGGGAAAUCCCCAACCCCUAAGGAUACAAGCCCAAAGUUUGCUUCUCACUGGACUCCCAAGAUCAAAUCUGAUUCCCAUGAAGAGGAGAGCGUUGUCGACGUCAUGGAGGAACACUUGAACAAGAAGUCAGGAGAUUCAAAGAAGAAGGGUGAGAGUGUCUACACCGUUGCGUCGCGGAAGACAAUCAAGAGCUUGAUGCAGGAGUACAAGAAGAGGAAGACGCAGCAUUCCAGAUCUGUCUUCGUCAAGAAGCCGACUUACAAAGAGCUGAAAUACACUCAGAUGCUUGAGAGACGGGAUGCUGCUGCUUCCACCGGAUCGUCUCAUGAGGAGCGGCAGCGGCACCAGCAGAUCAAGGAUGAGCAGAGAUCUUCGAUCACGCGAGACAGCGAGGCAGAGAUCAAUACGUGGAGCGACAUGGUGCACACCAUGCUUCAGCUGCUGCAGCUGCUUCCAGACUCCCACUUCCAAGCCCUUCUGCCUGCCGUGUUUCCUGGUAUCAACCAGCUCAUCAGGCAUGUCCUGGAUGACAGGGUAAGGCAGGCGGUGGUAGAGUUCAUGGAUAGAGUGGCUCAUCUCUAUGAAAUUCUCUGAGUCGAGAUCUAAGCCUUUCAGACAUAGGCCCUUUUCAAACUACGGCUUAGGCUUUGGAUUCGUCUUCAGGCUCUGCCCUCUCGUCUAAAACCCUGAGUGCAUAUGCUAAGUAUGCGCAAUUGUCAAAACAACGGCGAGGCCAUGCUAACCUGAGCCCAAUCCAAAGCAGAAGCCAUGGUCUGAGUUUGUGGCUAUGGCUGUUGCUAAGGGUGAUGCAAUAGGUCUCUUAAAGUGGCAAUAAAGCCACAGCUGUUAAAUGGGACUGAGGCCUCACACUGUUUACGUGUUGUAAGGUCACUCAAUUCACACAUGGGCACACUGACAACAUUGGCACUCUUAAAUCAAAAGCACAUUGUUUUCAAACCCACCACGGUUUGGGUGGUUGGAUUUAUUCUGUGUGGCACACUUUGAAAAAUUAUACUUAAUAUUUUACUGCUUUUAAUGUGAAGGUACACGUUUGGUAAUUACUCAAAACAAAUUAACUUAAAAACUGACUUGGUAACGAGCAUUGGAGAG
Molecule: messenger RNA, 7779 nt
Organism: Asterias rubens (European starfish)
Lineage: Eukaryota; Metazoa; Echinodermata; Asteroidea; Forcipulatida; Asteriidae
Product: brefeldin A-inhibited guanine nucleotide-exchange protein 3-like
Exons: 29
Coding region: 181-7263 (2360 amino acids)
Biological process (GO): regulation of ARF protein signal transduction
Molecular function (GO): guanyl-nucleotide exchange factor activity
Source: RefSeq, a predicted model, not a curated record